Gossypium raimondii (Peruvian cotton) is the source of this 2232-nucleotide messenger RNA. Its product is annotated as BTB/POZ domain and ankyrin repeat-containing protein NPR1. Gene Ontology annotation, molecular function: protein binding. Bases 360 to 2111 code for a protein of 583 amino acids. Gene Ontology annotation, cellular component: nucleus. The transcript is spliced from 4 exons. The record is from RefSeq and is a predicted model, not a curated record. NCBI's taxonomy places the organism in Eukaryota, Viridiplantae, Streptophyta, Magnoliopsida, Malvales, Malvaceae. Gene Ontology annotation, biological process: regulation of jasmonic acid mediated signaling pathway; regulation of salicylic acid mediated signaling pathway; defense response to fungus.
AUCAAAUUCUAUCUUUGAUCUCUGCCAAGUUCCUCUUUUUCUUGCAAUUUAUAAAGUAAUUUCUCUAAAUAAUUACUGGGUUUUUUUUUCCAGGAUCUGAUUCGUAAUCUUUCUUUAAAAUCCUUGUCUUUUUUCCAAAAACUAAAAAUUAUUUUUCCUUUUUUUUUUCCUUAUCAUGUUGAUCAAAAGGUCCUGGAAAUUCAAGCUAGUUCAUCUUUUAAUCCCUUAGUAUAAUCAUUUUCAAUCAUGUGAUUCGUUACAAAAUAGUAAUACCAACAAAAAAUCCAAUCUGGGUUCUUCAAAUUUUCAUAUAAAGAUCAAUAGUAUUUUAUUUUAUUUACUUUUGUUUUUAUCUUUAAAUGGCUAAUUUAUCUGAACCAUCAUCAUCUUUAAGCUUCAGUUCAUCAUCUCAUCUCUCAAAUGGUUCAAUCACUCAUGAAACCAGUGCUGCUGCUGCUACCCUCGAGGUUAUAAGCUUGACCAAGCUUAGUUCCAGCUUAGAACACCUCGUUUCCGACAAUUCACCGCCGUUUAGCGACGCCGACGUAGUGGUUGAAGGUGUUUCGGUAGGUGUUCAUAGAUGCAUAUUAGCUGUUCGAAGUAAGUUCUUUAAGGAGCUUUUUGACAAAAAGAACAAUAAUAAUGGGUGUGUUGAAAAAGAAGGGAAACCCAGUUAUAACAUGAAUGAGUUCUUGCCUUAUGGUAAGAUUGGGCUUGAAGCUUUUCAAGUUUUCUUGAGCUAUUUAUAUACUGGGAAGCUUAAAGCUUCUCCCAUGGAGGUUUCCACUUGUGUUGAUACACACUGUGCACAUGAUGCUUGUCGACCCGCCAUCGAUUUUGCUGUGGAAUUGAUGUAUGCUUCUUCUAUAUUUCAAAUACCUGAGAUGGUUUCACUUUUUCAGCGACGGCUUCUUAAUUUCGUGGAUAAGGCUCUUGUAGAAGACAUUAUUCCGAUCCUUGUGGUUGCUUUCCAUUGUCAAUGCAGUCAGCUUGUUUCUCAAUGUGUUGAUAGAGUGACAAGGUCGGAUCUUGAUAGCAUCUCCAUCGAGAAAGAGCUUCCUUAUGAAGUUGCGGAGAGCAUUCGGUUACUUCGCUGCAAGCCUCCCACUGAAGCUGAAGAUGGUGAGGCAGUGGUUGUUCCUUUGAGAGAGAAACAAAUCCGGAGAAUACAAAAAGCUUUAGACUCCGACGAUGUUGAGCUUGUUAAACUGCUUUUAACCGAGUCCGAUGUAACUUUGGAUGAUGCCACUGCCCUCCAUUACGCCGCAGCGUAUUGUGAUCCCAAGGUUGUUUCUGAGAUUCUUGCCCUACGUCUGGCUGAUGUCAAUCGACGAAACUCUCGUGGUUAUACGGUUCUUCACAUAGCUGCAAUGCGUAAAGAACCGUCGGUGAUAAUGUCACUUUUAGCAAAAGGGGCAUCUGCUUCGGAGUUGACGUUGGAUGGGCGAAGUGCUUUUAACAUCUGCCAGAGAUUGACGAGACCGAAGGAUUAUCACGCGAAAACGGAGCAAGGGAAGGAAACAAAUAAAGAUCGGAUAUGCAUCGAUGUUUUGGAGAGAGAAAUGAGGAGAAAUCCUAUGGCCGGAGAUGUUUCAGUUACUUCCCAUACAAUGGCUGAUGAUAUGCACAUGCGACUUCUAUACCUAGAGAACCGAGUGGCAUUUGCAAGGUUACUUUUCCCGAGUGAAGCGAAACUUGCCAUGGACAUCGCACAUGCGGAGAGAACCUCCGAGUUUUCUGGUCUCUCAUCAAAAGGUUCAAACGGGAACUUAAGUCAAGUUGACUUGAACGAGACGCCUGUAAUGCAGAAGAAACGACUUCUUGCGAGGAUGGAAGCCCUUAUGAAAACAGUCGAAAUGGGUCGGCGUUAUUUCCCGCAUUGCUCGGAAGUGCUAGAUAAGUUCAUGGAAGACGACCUUCCCGAUUUGUUUUACCUCGAGCGGGGCAGCCUCGAGGAGCAAAAGUUAAAGAGAUCGCGUUUCAGGGAGCUGAAGGACGAUGUGCAGAAAGCAUUUAAUAAAGACAAAGCCGAGUUUAACCGCAACGGCUUAACUUCAUCAUCGUCGUCUUCUUUAAAAGAUGGCGGUAGGUAUAAGCUCCAAAAAUUAUGAAGAAAUCUGGGUUUUGUUUUAUUUUAUUUUGUGAAAUUAAUGUUUUUAAUUGCUUAACAAACCAUUAAAAUGUCUAUAGAGAUGGUUUUUUUUUUAAUGUAUUUUUGUAGGCUUUGCUUGA